AUGAUGCACCUCAAAGUCCACCUUUUGGAUGAUACUUGUGAAAUAUUUGAAGUGGAGCAAAAAGCCUUUGGAAAGAUGAUUUUUGAUUCUGUCUGCCACCAUCUGAGGCUUGUGGAGGAAGACUACUUUGGAUUGGAGUUUGAAGACCAUGAAGGUAAUAUAGUAUGGUUGGAUCAUUUAAAACCUAUUUUAAAACAAAUCAGAGGGGAUAAGACGGUCAUGUUUAAGUUUGUUGUGAAAUUCUUUCCUCGUGAUCCUGGGCAGCUACUAGAUGAACUGACAAGGUAUCUAUUUGCCCAGCAAAUCAAACAGGACUUGGUUACUGGAAGACUUCCCUGCAGUGAUAACAGUGCUGCACUCUUACUGUCUCACAUUGUCCAGUCCGAGGUUGGUGAUUUUGCUGAGGAACUGGACAGAAUGCACUUGCAAUCUAAUAAGUACAUUCCUAACCAGGAUGUUCUGAAUCAUAAAAUAAUGAACUUUCAUCAGAAACAUGCUGGACAGACACCAGCUGAGUCUGACAUCCGCCUCUUGGACACAGCGCGGAAAUUGGAGAUGUAUGGCAUUAGACUGCAUCCUGCUAGCGAUGGAGAAGGGACACAUAUCAACCUUGCUGUUUUACACAUGGGAAUAUUAGUCUUUCAGGGUAAUACCAAGAUAAAUACAUUCAACUGGGGCAAAAUACGCAAGCUAAGUUUUAAGAAGAAACAUUUCCUUAUUAAGCUCCAUGCCAAUGUUUUUACAGCUCCUUGUAAGGACUCCUUAGAGUUUGUGAUGGCAAGCCGCAAUGCAUGCAAGGCCUUCUGGAAGACUUGUGUUGCGUAUCAUGCUUUUUUUAGGCUGUCAGAGGAGCCAAAAUCGAAGCCCAGACCUAUACUUUGUAGUAAAGGAUCCUGUUUUCGAUACAGUGGAAGGACACAAAAACAACUUGUAGAACAUAUGAGCAAAGGAGAAUUCAAGAGGGUGCCAUUUGAAAGGAAGCACCGUAAAGCACAGUCUGGUACAAGUACUUCAGUGUCAGCAUCCGACCUACCAAUGAGAAAACAGGUGAAGGAGCUGACGCGGCGAUUUGCCAGCAGUGAGUGGUCAGAAGAUGCGAGCAGUAAAUCCAGGCAAAGGCGGGAGAGGAGGGUGUCAGCGGUGGAUAUCGUCUUUACAACAGAACUUGAACGUUCGAAACCUGAGGCAGAGCUAACAUCACAAGCCCUCACUCGGUCCCCCAGCCCCUCUCAUUUCACGAGCUUCAGUGACAGUGAGGCUGACAAGAGCAGAAUCCAGGCACGUAAAAACAGGCAGCAUUUACAAACUAGUGCAGGUGACUUAGAGAAUGUCUCUGGGACCAUGCUGCUAAAACCUGAAUAUUCGCCCACGUUCACAGCAGAUGCAAAAUAUGUCGGGGAUGAUAUUGCAAAGUUAGCCUUUUAUUCGGAUGACUUUCUUCCCGGGUCAAGACAGCUUUCACUAAAUGAGGAAAGGUUAAGGCCGUCGAGAACUGAUGGGGCCUCAGUUAGUCCACCUCCUCAGAACUUGUUAGCAAACCAAGAACUGUACCAAGGGGUUGCCACCAGGAAUAGUUGUGGCAGUGGGCUCAAUAUUGUAAAAGAGGAAGAUGAUCAGGAUGACAACCAAAGAUGCCCGCAGUUUCCAAAGAGAUCACGCAGUCAAUCAGAUAUGAAAACACUUCGCCUAAUCCAAGGCUCAGACUUUAGACCCUUGGGCUAUUACGUACCUCUGACUCGGAGACAAAACCUCAAUAAAUUGAGGCCUGUGCAUCCACUGCAUGUGGCAUUGAAACACAAAGGUCCACUGCAGGUGACGGAAAGAUAUGUUAGCAGUGGUACCGAGUCCAGCGAUUCAGACUCUGAAAUUAUCACUCCGUACUUUCAUCCCCGGUUGUUUGGCAAAGCUUUAAAAUCGUCGCCACUAACCGCAGGCAUGUUUUCUGCUGAUACCCUUCAGUUAUCUGAAGAAGAUAAAAACAGAUCUUUUAAUCUGAAUUAUGAUGACGAUACCAGCCACUUAACUAUUUACACUGGAUUCAUUUAGUCCAAGUCUGAUCUGAAGUCUGAUCUUCGUUGGUUUCGGUGUUAUGAACCCUACACAAUCACUGCAUCAUGAUAAAGUACAUUUAAGCCAUAUAAACCCCUUUCAUACUACCUUUAGGAGUUCUGCAACAAAGUGUAUAAUUGCAUGCGUUGUUUUAGAAAGAGGCUGUUUUUGUACGUUUGCUCCACUGUGAAGCAGCCAUAAGCAAUGUUCUACAUCAGAGAUUGUGGCACAUCAGAAAAUACUUCAGUGAUGGACCACUGUGCUAACUUGUAUAAUGUAUUUAUACACUACAUCUAGUUUGGUGUGGUAAUUGUUUACCAUUUUAUCAUGUUAAACAACACUAGCUACUGGUGACAAAUUGAUACUGGAAAUAUGAACAGGACAAAGUCAAGGCUGAUUCUGGCCAUGUACCUUGGUUUU
This is a messenger RNA of Callorhinchus milii (elephant shark), 2469 nucleotides long. RefSeq names its product FERM domain-containing protein 7. The record is from RefSeq and is a predicted model, not a curated record. Gene Ontology annotation, molecular function: cytoskeletal protein binding; guanyl-nucleotide exchange factor activity. Gene Ontology annotation, cellular component: cytoskeleton. The transcript has 12 exons. Lineage: Eukaryota; Metazoa; Chordata; Chondrichthyes; Chimaeriformes; Callorhinchidae. Bases 1 to 2046 code for a protein of 681 amino acids.